AUGAACACCGCAACCGUCAGCUUGGCGGUCACGCCAACUGUUGUAUCCACAUUCUUGUCGCAUUACCUGAACCGAAAGACCCUGGCCCACAAGCCCACAGCGCAUCUCUCCUAUGACCAAGGGCUGCACCUGAUCCGCUCCUUUCUUACCCAUGCCUCUCGCCACACCGUCGAGGAACUGCAAGCCUUCACCAGCCAGUGGGUCCCACACCCUCAGUGGGUCAGGGUCGACCAUGUCGAGAUCCCUGAGACGGACCUGUUGCGCGCGGCAGACCUCCUGGCUGAGCAACUCGGGCCGGACGGGAUCCGUCAGGUUGGCGGCAAGGAGUGGUGGCAAUGGCGCAAGCCAAAGAGCCCGCUCAAGGCCGAGUGGGUCGAAAUGAAAGCCGACUACUAUGAACGCAAGAAGAGCCCCGACUCAGGAAAUCGUGUUAUGCUUUACGUCCACGGGGGCGGCUACUACUUUGGGAGUGUCGAUGAACACCGCUAUCAGAUCCAGCGCCAUGCGCGGAAGCUCAAAGCGCGGGCAUUGGCGCCGAGAUACCGACUCGCACCACAAUUCCCCUUUCCGUGCGGCCUCCAGGACUGCCUAGCCACAUAUCUCUUUCUCAUUACCCAACAGAAGCCGAACACUAUCAUUCUAGCCGGUGAUUCAGCUGGAGCUGGUAUGGUUCUGGCCAUGAUGGUCAUACUCAGAGAUAGGGGAAUCCCGCUCCCUGCGGGUGCUGUACUUAUCAGUCCCUGGGCUGAUCUGACGCACUCAUUUCCAAGUGUCGCUGGAGACUGCCCACUGGACUAUAUCCCGUCGUCUGGAUUUCACCACAAGCCGUCGCCGGCGUGGCCACCCCCAGACGAGGAGGAGCUUGAAGUACUCAAGAAAGAAGCCUUGGCGCAGAAGAAGAAGAUGCAAGGCAUGGACGUCAGCUCUACAGACCAAAGCGAAAUACCCACUGUCAAAGAAGUUGCCGAGGCGACGCACCGGCUUAAGUUUCUCAUUGACGGCGAGGACGUUGAGAUCAAGGAGCAAAUCCAGAUGUAUACCACUAACGACUUGCUAUCCCACCCCUUGGUCAGCCCCAUCAUGCAACCCACGCUAGGCGGUCUGCCACCACUCCUGGUCAUGGUCGGGGGUGGCGAGUUGUUGCGCGAUGAGCAAAUCUACCUCGCCCAUAAAUGCGCCAACCCGUCGCAGUAUCUGCCGCCCGAGGCCUUGAUGGAUGAAAAGGCUAGGGCUUUGGUUGACCGAUACAAGCCCACGGAUGUCCAGCUGCAGGUUUGGGACGACAUGUGCCACGUCGGACCAACCCUGAGCUUUACCAGGCCGGCGAAAUACAUGUACCGGAGCGUUGCGCAGUUUUCGGCCUGGGCUUUGGCGCGGGCCCAGAAAAUUGAGGUCGAAAUCCUCAACGACGACACGAUAUCCGUCAUCUCCAGUUCCGGUUCUAGCUCCAGCUCGUCGUCAAGCGGGAGUGAAGACCAGACCCAGCCCAAACCCUCCAACAACCCCCGUAAACCCACCCACCACCACCACGCCACAGUCGGCAAAGCCGGCGACCCGCUACCGCCCUUCCACGAGCACAUGAUCCGCCAGCGCAUCAGCCGGCACGGCGCGAUCCACGCACUACCCGCCGCCACCGAGCUCCCAGGCUGCUGCAUGGCGCGCGAGCUGGUGGGCGUCGUCAAGGUAGGCACGGUACGCAAGUGGCUGGAGCACAAGCGGCGGUGGGACGCGCGCUUCAAGCAGGCCCAUGCCGGCGUGCACAAGAAGCGCCUGCGCGACCUCGCCGCGGGCUACGAGGUCUUUGCCGCGGGUGACGUCCCGCCCCCGAGCGCCCUCGCCGGCCGCAGGCGGCUGAACUACGCCGCUGGGUGGCACGAGGGGAAGGCCGCCAAGGGCAAGAAGGCCGCGCGCAGUCUGGGCUUGUCGUUGUGGGCGCUGUGGGGGUCCAAGCAUGACGAGGCGGCCGUGCAGCGGGAGUUGCUGGCGGUCAAGACGCCCGAGUUGGUGGCCGCGGGGCCGGGCCAGGGGCAGGGUGCCAGGCACUUUUCGGAUUUGGAGAGGCAGGAGCGGGAGGCGAGGUUGGGUGCGCCUGUGCCUUCCAUUGCGGAGACGAGUAAGACCCGCGCUUGGAGGGGGCUGGUUGGGGAGGAGGGCCAGACCGGGGAGAGUGGUGGCGGUGGCGGUGGCAGCGGCAGUGGUGAUGCCGCGUCUGUGCCCGCGGAUCGGGAUGAGGAGGGGCUUGAUUUGCGCCCUGCCGGUCCGGUUGGCGAUGGCGAUGCCGAGGGAGAAGCGGCGUAUCCGCGGACGGCUGGGCUGCUCUCGCCGGACGAUGCUCACGAUACGGGCGUCUCGGGGAAGCGUGUCAUCAUCGGCGGGCUGGCGACGCCGUUUAGCCUGCGCAAGGAGCCGGAGACUGCGAGCAUGAUCACGCUUGCGUCGCCGAUGGAUCGGAGCUCGGUUCGGCUGUCUACGGCGGACUCGAGCAGCUUUAUCGCGGCUCCGUGGGGGAAGGCCUCGGAUGAUCAGGCUGCGGGCUCGGCGGAGCAGGACAGACAUGGGGACGCUGACCUGACGCCGGGGCUGGAGACUCCCUUCAUGACGCCCUUCUUGUCGCCUACCUCGCCUGCCGAGAGGCCUGACUUGGAUAGGUUUGUCACUGCUGAAGAGGUCACGAAGGUUGGUGGUGCUUGA
Messenger RNA from Chaetomium globosum CBS 148.51, 2691 nucleotides. RefSeq lists its product as uncharacterized. The record is from RefSeq and is a predicted model, not a curated record. The transcript has 5 exons. Gene Ontology annotation, molecular function: hydrolase activity. Bases 1 to 2691 code for a protein of 896 amino acids. Lineage: Eukaryota; Fungi; Ascomycota; Sordariomycetes; Sordariales; Chaetomiaceae.